Molecule: messenger RNA, 336 nt
Organism: Antrostomus carolinensis (chuck-will's-widow)
Lineage: Eukaryota; Metazoa; Chordata; Aves; Caprimulgiformes; Caprimulgidae
Product: aspartate and glycine-rich protein-like
Exons: 2
Source: RefSeq, a predicted model, not a curated record
CCCAGUCCCCGGGACCCCAGACCCUUCCCUGGCCCUGCUGACGUCCCUUGGAGCGAGGAGGACAGGAGAUGGGCACCUGAUGACCGUCCCCCUUGGGAUGACCGUCCCCCUUGGGAUGACAGAGAUUUCCGAGGACCUGAGGAUCGCUUCCGAGAGGGUUGGCACCCGCCCGGUCCCUGGGACCCCAGACCCUUCCCUGGCCCUGACAACAUCCCUUGGAAUGAGGAGGACAGGAGAUGGGCACCCGAUGACCGUCCCCCUUGGGAUGAUCGUCCCCCUUGGGAUGACAGAGAUUUCCAAGGACCCGAGGAUCACUUCCGAGAGGGCUGGCACUCG